AUGAGCAUACUGUCAUACAAUGGCUCAGCUAUUGUUGGUAUGAAGGGAAAAGAUUGUGUUGCUAUUGCCACUGAUAUGCGGUUUGGCGUUCCCCAUCAAACGAUUUCUACAAAUUAUUCAAAAGUCGAACAAUUCGGCCCUCAUUUGUUUGUUGGAUUCCCUGGCUUGGCGACAGACAAGGAAACUGUGUACCGUCUUCGCUUUCGGAAGAACAUGUACGAACUUCGAGAAAACCGCCAUAUAAAGCCGAAAACCCUUCUAUGUAUGCUUUCAAAUCUAUUGUAUGAACGCAGAUUUGGUCCAUAUUUUGUUGAGCCUGUAGUUGUUGGUAUCGAUCCUGCUAGUGGCGCUCCGUUUGUUAGUGGAAUGGAUUUAAUCGGUUGUCCCGCCGAAUCAGAAGAAUUCGUAGUUGGUGGCUCCUGCACGGAGCAAUUGUAUGGCAUGUGCGAAACGCUAUGGGAAAAAGACAUGGACGCGGCCGCGUUGUUUGAGUGCAUAUCCCAAUGUAUUUUGAACGCAGUGAAUCGUGAUUGUAUUUCUGGAUGGGGGGCACGCGUAUACUUAAUUGAAAAGGAUAAGGUCACCAUCUCGGACCUCAAGGGACGUAUGGACUGA
Mesocestoides corti is the source of this 615-nucleotide messenger RNA. NCBI's taxonomy places the organism in Eukaryota, Metazoa, Platyhelminthes, Cestoda, Cyclophyllidea, Mesocestoididae. The record is from the annotation of a GenBank genome assembly.